AUGUCCAAUCCAGUUAAAAAAUUGAGACAAGGAGAAAAAUCGCUCCUGAAAUCCAGAGAAUUACAGAGAAAGGCGUCUCAUGAUCUCAGGAGGCUCCAGUCCCUGCUCGCCAAAGGCAUUCCCAGGCAAGAGGUGGCCGCGCUGAGUCACAGUAAAGCACGCAGCAGUGGAGUCAGCAGAUCUCCAGGCCUGCAUGCUCCAAAAGAUACCAGCAGACAGAAGAGUGAGAGUGACCUCUCCAGCGAAGCCUCUGAACUGGAAAAAUUCAGCAUCACAUACAGAGACCAAAGAUGUUUCAGCAGCCACCCAUUGCAGAAAAACUCUUCUCUGAAUCCUAACGUCUUGGUGAAGAACAGACUCUGCAGUGACUGGAUUGACCAUGCUCUGCCUGAGUCUGUCCUCAGAGUUUUGAUUCGUCUACGAUUACUGAUUAGAGAUCCUCACCAUCAGAAAAUCCUCCAUCAGCUCCAAGGCAUCAAUUUACUUGCCAGGUAUAUGGAGCAUGUCACUGUCAUGUACAUAGCGUGUGGUGAACAGGCGUUUGCUGUGCAGAAGCUGGUCACAAUGACCUACAUGUUUCAGAAGCUAUCUGCCGUUGAAGAUCAAAGGGUCUGGGUCAUCGAUAGCGGCGCUCACAGGACCUUGGUGAAGCUCCUCUCAACAACAGAUAGCAGUGUGCUGCUGGGGGCCCUGCUGGCACUCACCACUUUGGCUGAGAGCCCAGAAUGCAAGGAGAAGAUUGGCGAGCUACCCAUUGUUGAGAACCUACUUCUAAUACUGCAAGAAUAUGACCUGCUGUCAAAGAGAAUGGGUGCGGAGCUGCUGAGGCUCCUGUCUCCGGUGUGGCAGGUGAGGGAGCAGCUGAGGGGGCUGGAGGGUCUGCCGGUGCUGCUGAGCCUGCUGAACGCUCAGCACCUGAAGCUACUGUGGAGCGUGGCCUGGGUCCUGGUCCAGCUCUGUGAGGACCCCGACACCAGGGCGGAGAUCCGGAGCUGGGGCGGGGUGCAGCAGCUUCUCCGGCUGCUCCACAGUGACAGGCAGUACAUCUGUGACCGCUCGUCCAUCGAGACGCUCUCCAGCGCCAACGCAGCCGGCCGAAUCCACAGAGAGCACAUCAGAGAGGAGCUGAGCCCUCAGGAGGAGGAGGACAACACCAUGGCCCUGAAGUCAGCCUGCUGUACGGUUCUGACUGAGCUGAGUCUGGAUGACACAUCUGCUCACCACAUUGUGCAGGAAAAUGGGGUCUAUAUAAUCGUAAAGUUGAUUUUACCACAAAACCAAAGACCGAAGCGCACAUCUUUACAGUGCUAUGCAUUUCGGACCCUCCGGUUUCUCUUUAGUGUGGAAAGAAACCGACAUCUGUUUAAGAGACUCUUUCCCACAGACCUCUUUGAGUUGUUUAUUGAUGUUGGACAUUAUGUGCGGGACCUCACGGCCUACGAGGGGCUGCAAACCAAAGUUUCACUCUACACUGAAGAGGAAGUGGACAGUCUAAAAGAGAGCAUAGAGACUGUGGACCAGAACCGACCUCCCCUUAAAGUCAUCAACGGUUACUCCAUACUGGACCAUCUGGGCACUGGCGCCUUUGGAAGCGUAUUUAAGGUCCGAAAGCAGAGUGGCCAGAACCUCCUUGCUCUGAAAGAAGUGAACCUCCAUAACCCGGUGUUUGGCAAAGACAAGAAGUCGAGAGACAGUAACGUGGAGAAAAUAAUCUCUGAGCUCACGAUCAUCAAAGAACAGAUGAUGCACCCAAACGUUGUUAAAUAUUACAAGACAUUUUUGGAAGGCGACAGGCUGUACAUUGUGAUGGAGCUGAUCGAGGGAGUGCCACUGGCUGAACAUUUCAACUCUCUGAAGGAGAAGCAGCAGAAAUUCACAGAAGACAGACUUUGGAAUGUUUUCAUACAGAUGUGUCUGGCACUGAGGUACCUGCACAUGGAAAAGAGAAUAGUCCACCGCGACCUUUCGCCUAACAACAUCAUGCUGGGGGAGAAGGACAAAGUCACCAUCACUGACUUUGGCCUCGCUAAGCAGAAACAGGAGAACAUCAAGCUAACUUCGGUGGUCGGCACCAUCCUUUACUCCUGUCCAGAGGUGGUGAAGAAUGAGCCAUAUGGAGAGAAAGCAGACGUCUGGGCUUUGGGCUGCAUCCUCUACCAGAUGGCCACUUUACAGCCUCCGUUCUACAGCACUAACAUGCUGUCACUGGCCAGCAAGAUUGUAGGGGCUGUCUACGAGCCAAUUGAAGAAGGAGCUUUCUCAGAGAGAGUCACAGAUAUGAUCAGAUGGUGCUUGAGUCCAGAUCCAGACCAGCGGCCCGAUAUUGUGGCCGUCAGCUCGAGGAUCUCCGACCUCAUGAUGAGGCUGAUGGACGGCCUCUACACUUCCCAGAAUGCACUGGAAAGAAGAGCAGAGAGAGACAGGAAACGAGCGCAGAAGUACUUCCUGGAGAGGCACAAAAGCAAGACAAACUGCUGUCACUCGAACCCGUCUCAGGAAAAAUGCCUAAUAAAUAUUGAAUAUCCAACUCCACGGUCUUCUGGGGCCGGUAGUUCAAACCACAGUGAGCAAGAUGAGGCCUCAGAUGGAGAUGAUGAGCAAUGCAACACCAACAUCACUAAAGGAAAACACUACGGACUAACUUCCAGUGCCCGUGUUACGCCUGACCGAAAUCAGUCUAGUGGGGAUUCUGCUGCUGCCAACAUUAAACCAAUACCAGGGAUCUGUGUUUCCCAGAAGAAAGUCCGGCAGAUUGAUGAUCCCAUCCAGAGGCUCCUCGUGCAGCUGCACAAGAUUGUUUACAUCACUCAGCUUCCACCAGCUCCACACCACAACAUCAAACGACGUGUCAUUGAAAGAUUUAAAAAGUCUCUGUUCCACUUUGGGAGUGAUCCAUACAACCUUAAAGUGCAGCUCAGCAAGCUCCUCCAGGCCUCUCCAGAGCUGAUGGAGUUAGGCUCAGCCUCUUCAGACUGGUGGCCUCUGCUCCACCACUUCUCAGGAGAGGCUAAUGCUGACAGCUCAGAUGACGGGAAUCUUAAAGACGGAGUCACCUAUCAGCAGAUGCAGGGGAUCAUAGAGGAACUGCUGGAGGAGAACAGCUACUACGAAGCAACCCAGCAGGAUAACAGAGAAAAGAGAUGACGGAGGAACCAAUUAACCCUUGUCCAUAUGCAUCCUUUAACACAAGCAGUGGGAAAA
This is a messenger RNA of Trematomus bernacchii (emerald rockcod), 3201 nucleotides long. It is a transcript of the gene nek10, whose product is annotated as NIMA-related kinase 10. Lineage: Eukaryota; Metazoa; Chordata; Actinopteri; Perciformes; Nototheniidae. Gene Ontology annotation, molecular function: protein binding; ATP binding; protein kinase activity. The record is from RefSeq and is a predicted model, not a curated record. Gene Ontology annotation, biological process: protein phosphorylation.